Messenger RNA from Trypanosoma theileri, 1158 nucleotides. RefSeq lists its product as uncharacterized. The record is from RefSeq and is a predicted model, not a curated record. The transcript has a single exon. NCBI's taxonomy places the organism in Eukaryota, Euglenozoa, Kinetoplastea, Trypanosomatida, Trypanosomatidae. The coding region runs from base 1 to 1158 and encodes 385 amino acids.
AUGGGAACCAAUGUCACCGAACUUAUGGAUGAGCUUCAAAAGACCAAACAAAAUCUUUCUGAAGUGAUUGAUGAGUGUGUCUUUGUGGAGCGUCAACGAGACCUAACAGAACAGAAGUUAACAGCAGAAUUAGGAGAACGAGAUCGAUUAGUUGCUGAUUCUCUCUCCGCACUAAUGUCCUUAAUUGAUUAUCUCUCCUUAUUGGAGAAACGGGUUAUCAUACCAGCUUUGGGAGCCUUCAAUGUGAUUGUGAAUAAAAUACCAGAAAUUUCUACAAAUCGAAGUUCAACACUUGAACGUGUAGAAGGAGUUCUUAGCGCACAUAAUAUAGCUCAUUUUCGUGAAAUAUUGUCAAGAAUGCAACCUUUAAAAGGAGAAAUUGAAAUUGAAAUUCAACGUGCAUUAUUAGAAAAUCCUCUCCCCUUCUCAAUGGAAGAAGCCUAUGUAUUGAUUCGUGCUCUUCUUGAAGAGAAGAAUAAAUUGCUUGAGAAAACGGAUGAUGCCAUGCUUCGUGUAAACUCUAUUAUUACUCGAACUCAACCUUUACGAUCAAUAUCCCCAUCUCGAUCAGAUGAAGUGCGUGAGUUAAAACAGAAAGUGACCGCGCUUAUGCAGGAAUUGGAGUCGAGAGAUCAUGAGAAACGAGAAGCAGCUCAUCGAUUUGCAGUUCUCCAUCGAGCUCUUGAAGAAGAAGAUAAAAGUGCUGGAGAAUUGUAUCGCUUACGAGAGACUAUAGAGCGUCAGGAAAAAAUCAUUGAGCAAUUACGAUUAACAAUUGCUUCAUCCACUAGAGCAAAAUCAGAUAUUCCAUCCUUCAAUGGUCACAUCUAUAGUAGUAUGGGUGAUGAGAAGGAAGGUAGUUUAAUCUCACAGUUAAAGGCAAAUGAGUUAACGAUCGGAACACUUAAUAGAGAGUUGGCAAUACUUGAGGAUAAUUAUAGAAACCUGGAGAAACGCAGUGCGAAGGAGCGUGAGGAUCUUCAGGCAGAAUUAGUUUCUGAGAGGACCAAAUACCGGGAAGAACAGGCAGAGUGUGAUUCUGUUCUAGGACGAGUGACAAUGGAACUAGAACAGCUGGUGGCAGAAAACGCACAACUGAAGAAACGCCUUAAGGAGAAACACAAUAAGAAAAAGACUCCACAAAAAAGCAUCUUGUGA